Mangifera indica (mango) is the source of this 513-nucleotide messenger RNA. RefSeq names its product protein PLANT CADMIUM RESISTANCE 2-like. The record is from RefSeq and is a predicted model, not a curated record. The coding region runs from base 1 to 513 and encodes 170 amino acids. Lineage: Eukaryota; Viridiplantae; Streptophyta; Magnoliopsida; Sapindales; Anacardiaceae. The transcript is spliced from 4 exons.
AUGAACGUAACAAACCCCAAUCAGGAAUUAGAUCAGUACGGCGCAGCAACCGAAGUCCCGCUGGCUCAAGCCUUCCAGCACCAACCCACAUUAGGAGCUUGGUCUUCUGGACUUUGCGACUGCUUCUCUGACUGCUCAAGCUGCUGCUUGACGUUUUGGUGUCCAUGCAUCACUUUUGGACGAGUUGCUGAGAUUGCAGACCAAGGAUAUACCUCCUGUGGAACAGCAGGAGUGCUUUAUUUUUUACUUGCUGCCGUGACUGGUUUUACAUUUUGCUACUCCUGCUUUUAUCGCACGAAGAUGCGGCAGCAGUUCAAGCUUGAGGAGAGCCCUUGUUGCGACUGCUUGGUUCAUUUUUGUUGCGAGACCUGUGCCCUUUGUCAAGAAUAUCGAGAGUUCCGGAGCCGUGGAUUUGACAUGUCCAUUGGAUGGCAGGGUAAUGUUGAAAGGCGAAAUCGGGGAGUGGCCAUGGGAGCUGUUCCUCCCUCUAUGGAAACUGACAUGAAAAGAUAG